GGGCGAACGAUUUUCACGAGUGGGGCGUGAUGCGUUGUGUGUGACUAUUUAUAUAUACCUACGAGUUUUGGGUCUGCGUUAGAGCGCAAAAGUUACUUGAGGUAUUCUUGCGUCCAUGUUACCGUGCGCUGGGCGGCAUGUUGGUACCAUGUGGUUGUAUUGAAUUGAUUUUAGCCAUAAUUUUGCUGGCGGAAGAUGUCCGGUAUAUUUAAGAAUACAGCAAAGCACCAAUGUGCGCCUCUUAUUGAGCAAGAAAAAGAAAUCAUGAGUUGUGAUUCUGAGGAAGAAACUCCAUCUUCAAGCAUGGCUAAAUCACCAACUGGGCAAACCUAUGAUGGCAUAAAAGAAACCUCCAGUAAUUUAUCCCUGCAUUAUCAAGAUAAAAACAAGAAAGACACAUUGGAUAAUCAUUGUGCUGAAACAGAAGUCUGCAAUCAUUCAGAGAUACAAAAUAGAUGUUGGUGUGGGAAGACUUUUGCCACACGCUCUAAGCUUGUUAAGCAUCAGCGGCUUCAUACAAUGGAGAAAAAAUUUGCUUGCUCUGAAUGUGAGAAACGUUUUCCUUCUCAAUCUGCACUCAGUAAGCAUCUGAGAAUUCAUACUGGAGACAAGCCAUAUGCGUGUUCUGAGUGUGAUAAAAGAUUUACACAGAGUGGCCAUCUAGCGAUCCAUAAAAGAUUUCACACUGGAGAGAAACCAUAUGAAUGUUCUGAGUGCGGCAAACAGUUCACACGGAACACGCAUCUAGUUCAACACCAGAGGCGUCACACAGGCGUUAAACCGUUUGUCUGUUCGGAAUGUGGACAGAGUUUUCCACGCAAAACUGGGCUGAUUUCCCAUAACAGGCACCACACAGGAGAGAAACCAUAUGUAUGCAGUGAAUGUGGAAAAACGUUUACUACGGGCGCAGCCCUUAAUGCACAUAGAAACAUUCAUAUAAGGCUCACACAAUAUUAAAGUCCUGUUUUGUUUCCAGCUGUUAAGCUUUUUGGAAUGGUUCAAGCUCUGACCUAAGAGAAACUUUAGCAGAUAUAUUCCUGGAUGAAAAUUAUGUAAAGGAAGAAACAUCAAAUCCAAAUUCUGCCAAACUGUCGCCCACCAGAGUCGCUGAUCGAUCAAGUUCAGGAAAUGUUUUGACACAUGCUCACAACUUACUGAGCAUGAGAGACUGCAUACAAUGGAGAAAAAAAUUGCUCAGAUUUUGACAGAUGUUAAGUUUUUAUAGGGCUUCACUCUUUAAGCAUAUGGAAAUGCAUGCUGGAGCCAGUCUAUUGGUGUUUUUCUGGAUAUGUUAAAGGUUUUACUCAGAGUGGACAUCUUGCAUUGCAUAAAAGACCUCACAUUGGGAAAAUAAACCACCAGAAGAUUUGUGGGACGCACAUACACCACUCCAAUGAGCCUUAACCGGUUUGUGUUUCCUGAAUGUCGACAAUGUUUUCUACAAAGCAUCCUGGAUACUCGGAGGCAGUGAUGCAAAACCAUGGGGGCAAAUUGACCCCUUGGGUGAUCUGCCUGUCAGUGUUCUACUAUAUAAUGGGCUUGUUCCAAGAUCUCUUACCUCCCCAAAUGUGACGGUUAUGUAAUGGAGUAAUUAUCAGAUCAGUUUUUUUAAAUAAACCUCGCAUUAGCUCACAUAUACGUCACCAUAUUGCACUUUAUGCAUUUCCCUUUUAUGAGCAUUAUUAUUAUUUUGCGCAAAGAGCAUUGGUUCUUAAUUUUUUUAAGCAAAAAACGUAGUCUUACAACGGGCUCACCGGUGCUAAUUACAGUUUUAAAAAUAAUGUACCAAUAAACAAUAUGAAUCAUGUACUGAUUAAAUGCACAUUUACUUUUGCUUUAUUUGUAAUGUUCAUAAUUUGACUGCUGGUUUAGCUUUAUGCGUCCUCUCUCUUAUAGGGUACAUCACAUUUAUUUAUAUAUAGAGCCAGCAUGUUUUGUAGCACUGUUACAACAGAGCCAGUAAAAUAGGUAGCCGCUAGGUCAGUGAUGGCAAAUGUUUUUGGGCCUUAAUGUU
Messenger RNA from Spea bombifrons (plains spadefoot toad), 2014 nucleotides. Its product is annotated as oocyte zinc finger protein XlCOF19-like. Gene Ontology annotation, biological process: regulation of transcription by RNA polymerase II. Gene Ontology annotation, molecular function: RNA polymerase II cis-regulatory region sequence-specific DNA binding; DNA-binding transcription factor activity, RNA polymerase II-specific. The record is from RefSeq and is a predicted model, not a curated record. The transcript is spliced from 3 exons. Bases 196 to 957 code for a protein of 253 amino acids. Lineage: Eukaryota; Metazoa; Chordata; Amphibia; Anura; Pelobatidae.